AUGUAUGUGCCGUGCGAGGGCAGUAUAAGCACCCGCUGCACGCCGAAUGGGGAUGGUCGACAUCCACCACCUCCACACAAUGGCCACACUCACGGAUGCCGGCCGACACACAUCUUAACGGUAGAGGGACUUUCGGAAACAUCCCCUACCAAACCACGGAGGAUGCCAUCGGUAACUACUUCAGCCAAGCCGGAAAUAAUCGUCUAUGACCGUGAAACCGGACGACCAAAGGGAUUUGGCUUCUGUGAGUUCUCCGAUGAAGCUGGAGCACAAAAUGCUGUGAAUACCCUCAAUGGUGCUGAUUUCAAUGGCCGAUCUCUCAGAGUUAACUGGGCUAACAAAAACUAA
This is a messenger RNA of Strongylus vulgaris, 348 nucleotides long. NCBI's taxonomy places the organism in Eukaryota, Metazoa, Nematoda, Chromadorea, Rhabditida, Strongylidae. The record is from the annotation of a GenBank genome assembly.